Messenger RNA from Sorex fumeus (smoky shrew), 1773 nucleotides. Its product is annotated as poliovirus receptor-like. Gene Ontology annotation, cellular component: plasma membrane; apical junction complex; focal adhesion. Gene Ontology annotation, molecular function: cell adhesion molecule binding. Lineage: Eukaryota; Metazoa; Chordata; Mammalia; Eulipotyphla; Soricidae. The record is from RefSeq and is a predicted model, not a curated record. The transcript has 11 exons. Bases 1 to 1773 code for a protein of 590 amino acids. Gene Ontology annotation, biological process: susceptibility to natural killer cell mediated cytotoxicity; regulation of viral entry into host cell; fusion of virus membrane with host plasma membrane.
AUGAGAGUUCAGUGCCCAGGGGCCAAGGAGGUGGUCUUGCUGGCACCCACAGAGGUGGAUGGCUCCUUGGGCAGUACUGUGACCCUGCUGUGUCACCUGCAACAUCUGGAGUCCAAAAUCCAGCGGGUCACUCAGAUCAGGUGGAAGCGGCUGGAGUUGCUGGGGGACCCCAGCAUUGUGGCCGAAUUCCACUGGGAGUGGGGUCCCAGCAUCCUGGAGCCCGACCGUGUGGGGUUCUUGGCCGCCCGGUUGGGUGCGGACCUGCUGGACGCCUCGUUGGCCAUAAGUGAGCUGAGCCCUGGGGAUGAAGCCAACUACACCUGUGAGAUCCACAUCGGCACAUCCCAGAUGUGGAGCGCAAGCACCUGGCUCAGGGUGUUCUAUGCCCCCCAGGUCUCUAUUGCCCUCUAUGAUGACAUUGGGCAGCAGGGCCGCAGGGAGACCAGCCUCACCUGUGAUGCCCGCAGCAACCCGGAGCCCAAGAGUUAUGACUGGAGCACUACCACGGGCCCCCUGCUCCCCUCUGCUGUACCCCAGGGCUCCCGACUCCUGAUCCAGCCCACUGAGGAGUCAAUCAACACGACCUUCAUCUGCCUGGUUUCCAAUGACCUAGGGACGGGACAGGCAGCCAUGAGUUUCCAUAUCCCAGAGGCCAGGGAGGUGGUCGUGCUGGCGCCCACUGAGUUGCACGGCUCUCUGGGCAGCACAGUGACUCUGCCGUGUCACCUGCAACCACUGGAGUCCAAAACCCUGCGGGUGACUGAGAUCAGGUGGAAGCGGCUGGACCCGCUGGGGGACCCCAGCAUUGUGGCCAAAUUCCAAUGGGAGCGGGACCCCAGCAUCCCAGAGCCCGACCAUGUGGAGUUCAAGGCCGCCCGGUUGGGUGCGGACCUGCAGGACACCUCGCUGAAGCUGCAUGGGCUGAGCCAUGGGGACAAAGCCAACUGCACCUACGCCUUCCAGGAUCACGGGCCCCCUGCCCCCUCUGCUGUACCCCUGGGCUUCCGACUCCUGAUCCAACCCACUGAGGAGUCCACCAACACGACCUUCAUCUGCUGCGUCUUCAGUGACCUGGGGACGGGCCAGGCAGCCAUGAGAGUCCAGCUCCCAGGGGCCAGGAAAGUGGUCGUGCGGGCCCCAACCAAGGUGAAUGGCUCCUUGGGCAGCACUGUGACCCUGCCAUGUCACUUACUUCUGGAGUCAGAAAUCCCACGGGUGACUGAGAUCAGGUGGAAGCGGCUGGCCCCUCUGGGGGACCCCAGCAUUGUGGCCGAGUUUUACUGGGAGUGGGGCCCCAUCAUCCUGGAGCCCGACCGUCUGGAGUUCAAGGCCGCCAGGUUGGGUGCGGACCUACUAGACGCCUCGCUGACCAUUCGUGAGCUGAGCCCUGGGGACGAAGCCAACUACACCUGCGAGGUCCACAUCAGCACGUCCCAGAUGGGAAGUGCGCUUACCUGGCUCCGUGUAUUCUACUCCCCCCAGGUCUCCAUCGCCCUUUAUGAUGACAUUGGGCAGCAGGGCCGCAGGGAAACCAGCCUGACCUGUGACGCCCGCAGCAACCCAGAGCCCAAGAGUUAUGACUGGAGCACGACCACAGGCCCUCUGCCACCUUCUGCUGUACCCCAGGGCUCCUGGCUCCUGAUCCACCCCACUGAGGAGUCCAUCAACACGACCUUCAUCUGCCGCGUCUCCAAUGACCUGGGGAUGGGCCAGGCAGCCAUGAGAGUCCUGAUCCCAGAAUUGUCUUGUUCUGCAGCCUUCAACAUUGGCUGA